Molecule: messenger RNA, 999 nt
Organism: Anthonomus grandis grandis
Lineage: Eukaryota; Metazoa; Arthropoda; Insecta; Coleoptera; Curculionidae
Gene: sel
Product: protein seele
Exons: 3
Coding region: 339-917 (192 amino acids)
Cellular component (GO): endoplasmic reticulum
Source: RefSeq, a predicted model, not a curated record
AUGUAAAUUCAGCAAUACUUCUAGCUCUCCAUUUCUUUCUAAUACAUUUCCAAAGAUAGAGAUAAUAUGAUUGUAGUGCGACGUAAAUUAUAAUGUCUUGCACUAAUCUAGGACAAUGUCAAUAGCUUUUAUCCCUUUUUUAACAUUCACUUUUUUUAAGACGUAUGUCGUGAAUCUACCGAUUCACAUGGCAAAGUAGGAAAAUUUCAACCAAUCACAGGGGCGAAACGUGUUCAGUCAAAAAUGACGUUUGCAGGUUCAAAUUUGUUUGAGAAAAAAAAAACAUUUAAUUUUAAAAACUUGCUGCAAGCUGUAGAUAGUCACCAGCCUCCUAAAAAAUGUCUUUAAAACUUUAUAUUCUCUCAUUAUUAUUAACCUUACAUUAUACAAAAUCCCAGUCAGUCGUCAAUGACGUUAAACUUGAUAAUAAAGAGGUUCGUUGUUUGGUAUGUGAGGCAAGUAUUAAAGAACUAACAGAAGUAGUCAGUAAAACUGAUAAUUCCCGCACAGUGAAAAUUGGGGGGCAUAGACUGGACCCCCAAGGAAAUUAUGAUGCCCCCAAGACAGUGCCAUUGGGUAAAUCAGAAAUACACAUAUCAGAAUUAAUGGAAAAAGUGUGUGAGAAAAUGGAUGAUUAUGUAAGGGGGCUGCAUAAAUCCAAUGGAACCUUGACACUCUUUAAAAUGAUUGGCCCCAAUGGUCAGAUGAACCCUCUUAUAAAUGAUAUUGAGUUUGUGCAAGAUGAUGAUUUGAAUAAGAGCCUUAAGUAUUAUUGCGAGUCCAUAGUAGAAGAAUUUGAAGAAAACAUAAUUAAAUACUACCAAAAAGGAGAGGACAAUAUAGAAACUAAAUUUUGCAUAGAAGACUCCCAUAUAUGCCCACCAAAAGCAAGCCAGCUGCCUGAAAAAGAACUGUGAUUUUCUAGACUAUGUAUUUUCCCAUCAUUAGUAUUUAUUUGUUGCAAAUAUUUUUUUUUUAAUAAACUUAUACCAAAUUGUU